UCAAACCACCCGGGAGAUUGGGGCCUAUCAUACAUCGUCUCUCUAUUCUAUCCGUUGUCUCAGCCAGCGCCUGUCUCAGGUCCCUCGCACUCACUGCAGUCACCGUUGUUGGACCUUGAUGGGUCCCUUUACGCUGCCCAUUAUUGCUGAAGCCUCUUCCAUAGGAUCACCAGAUGCUUGUACCAAGAGGACAUAUAACUCAUUGAUGAGAAAAUCUUUUGCAUCAGUCAGCAUGGGCGAGGAAAAGCCUUUUGAUUUUUUACGCACCUUAUUUGAGGGCUUAGUUGCCGGAGGUACAGCUGGAGUUGUUGUUGAAACAGCUUUAUACCCUAUUGACACUAUAAAGACACGCUUGCAGGCUGCCCGUGGGGGAGAAAAGUUAGUGCUGGAAGGCCUUUAUUCUGGAUUGGCAGGAAAUCUUGCUGGUGUCUUACCGGCGUCUGCUCUGUUUGUUGGAGUCUAUGAACCCGUAAAGCAGACACUGUCAAGGAUAUUGCCAGAAAAUCUUAGUGCUUUUGCUCAUUUUACUGCAGGUGCCAUAGGGGGCAUUGCUGCUUCACUGAUUCGUGUUCCAACUGAGGUUGUUAAGCAACGAAUCCAAACUGGGCAAUUCACUUCACCUGCUAUUGCUGUCCGCUAUAUUGCUUCUGUUGAGGGCAUUAAAGGACUUUAUGCAGGAUAUGGGUCUUUUCUGCUGCGUGAUUUGCCCUUUGAUGCCAUUCAGUUUUGCAUCUAUGAGCAGCUUCGAAUAGGUUAUAUGUUGGUGGCGCGAAGAAAUCUGAACGAUCCGGAAAAUGCCAUUGUUGGUGCUUUUGCUGGUGCACUGACUGGCGCUAUAACUACUCCUCUUGAUGUCAUUAAGACGAGGUUAAUGAUUCAGGGAACUCCAAACCGAUACAAAGGAAUCAUGGAUUGUGUUCAAACUGUCAUCAAGGAAGAGGGACCUCAGGCAUUUUUGAAGGGCAUUGGGCCCAGAGUACUGUGGAUAGGGAUAGGUGGCUCAAUCUUCUUCAGUGUUUUGGAGGGCACAAAGCGUUUUCUAGCGGAGAGGCGUCCUAAUCCGCCGCAGCCACCAAAGCAUGAGUGAGAAUAAAGCUUAUAUCACCGGCAAUCAAGCUACGUCAAUUCCAUGAUAUCUUCUACUACAAUUUCAACCCAAGCUAACCACUUACAUUAUGUGGAGCUGAUUCAGCAUAUACAGAUCUGAGGCUUCCUAAUGUAUCUAGUAAACCAUUUCUCAACACCGGGAAAUCAAUUCCAUCUGUAUAAUUUCGGUGGUCGCGUUAGAUGCCCGGGCACUACUAGUUAUGUUUUGCAAGAUGCAAGUUAUAUGUUUCUCCCAUGAACACCUGCCGAGGAUUCUUAUAUUUGGGCGAAGCAGAUGAGUGUUGGAAUCGAAGUCCGUUGUUUGUUAUUGUUGAUGAGUGAAAAGUAAGUAAGGAUCACUAUAGCUACCAGUUUCAUUUUUCUUUGACAAGGAAAUGAUUUCGUUUGUUUGUACAACGUCAAAGUUUAUUAUCAUGUCAAAUAUAUAUAAUUGCCUAGUUAGCUAGAAAGAAAAGUGUAUACAUGGGUGACUUAUAAUGACAAACAUGUGUAAUAAUAACAAAGACUUUUAAGA
Molecule: messenger RNA, 1621 nt
Organism: Prosopis cineraria
Lineage: Eukaryota; Viridiplantae; Streptophyta; Magnoliopsida; Fabales; Fabaceae
Product: S-adenosylmethionine carrier 1, chloroplastic/mitochondrial-like
Exons: 14
Coding region: 119-1087 (322 amino acids)
Biological process (GO): transmembrane transport
Cellular component (GO): mitochondrial inner membrane
Molecular function (GO): S-adenosyl-L-methionine transmembrane transporter activity
Source: RefSeq, a predicted model, not a curated record